AUGUCUCGACUUUGCGCUCAGAAAACACUAUCGUCUAGAAUCAGUCCAGCUAUUGGGCGAGUGCUGCCACGCAGCCCGAUAGCAUCAUGGACGACACCGCGGUCAAGGUUCUCCACCUCCGCUCGACGGCCGUUGAUGGAAUUGACGGGGUUUACCGAGGAGCAAUUAACCAUUCGGGAAGCGAUCUCAGCCAUUUGUUCCAAGUUUCCUAACACAUACUGGCAAGAAUGUGACCAAGACGAACGCGAUCCAAAGGAGUUCCACGCCGCGUUGGCUAAGGACGGAUGGCUAGGGAUUGCGCUACCCGAAGAGCUCGGGGGAGCUGGGCUUGGUAUCUCUGAAGCAACAAUGAUGAUGCAGACCAUCACGCAGUCCGGUGCUGGAAUGGCCGGAGCUCAAUCUAUUCAUGCAAAUGUGUAUGCCACACAACCUCUGGCAAAGUUCGGUACCAAACAACAACUGGAAGAGACUAUCCCUAAAAUCAUCAAUGGCACCUGGCGGACAUGCUUUGGUGUGACAGAGCCGAACACCGGUCUGGAGACGUUAAAGCUGAAGACCCUUGCCACAAAGAACCCGACGAAGCAAACAUACUCAAUCUCAGGCCAGAAGAUCUGGAUUACUUGUGCCCAGGUUGCCUCCAAAAUGAUCCUCCUAGCGCGAACAACGCCUCUAGAAGAAGUACAGAAGUCGAGCCAAGGUCUAUCAUUAUUUUGUAUCGACCUGGACCGGAGCCAGCCCGGACUGGACAUGCGCAAAAUCAAGAAGAUGGGAGGCCGCGCGGUCGACGCCAACGAAGUAUUUUUCGACAACUACGAGAUCCCUGAAAAUACCCUGAUCGGCCAAGAGAACGAGGGAUUCAAGAUCAUCCUUCACGGGAUGAAUGCGGAGCGAUGUCUUCUAGCCGGUGAAGCGUUGGGUCUAGGAUACGCUGCCUUGGAACGCGCUGCUCAGUACGCAAGCGACCGGGUAGUUUUCGGGAGGCCGAUCGGGCAGAACCAGGGGAUUGCGCAUCCAUUAGCGGACGCUUAUAUGCAAUUAGAAGCGGCUAAGCUGGCAACAUACCACGCGGCGCGUUUGUACGAUACCUCUAAAACGGACGAUUCGAUUCCGUUCCACUCUGUGGGAGUGGCGUGUAAUAGCGCCAAAUAUCUUGCCGCAGAAGCAGCAUUCAAGGCAUGCGAACGGGCAGUUCUCAGCCAUGGAGGAAUGGGCUAUGCGGUGGAGUAUGAUGUGGAGAGGUAUCUGCGAGAGUGUUUUGUGCCCCGAAUUGCACCGGUCAGCCGAGAGAUGAUCUUGAAUUACGUGAGCGAGAAAGUGCUUCAACUACCGCGCAGUUACUAG
This is a messenger RNA of Aspergillus bombycis, 1341 nucleotides long. Its product is annotated as acyl-CoA dehydrogenase family protein. The transcript is spliced from 2 exons. NCBI's taxonomy places the organism in Eukaryota, Fungi, Ascomycota, Eurotiomycetes, Eurotiales, Aspergillaceae. Gene Ontology annotation, molecular function: flavin adenine dinucleotide binding; acyl-CoA dehydrogenase activity. Bases 1 to 1341 code for a protein of 446 amino acids. The record is from RefSeq and is a predicted model, not a curated record.